Messenger RNA from Pipistrellus nathusii (Nathusius's pipistrelle), 498 nucleotides. The record is from the annotation of a GenBank genome assembly. Lineage: Eukaryota; Metazoa; Chordata; Mammalia; Chiroptera; Vespertilionidae.
AUGGCAUUUAAGAAGGCAGUAAAAGAGACUAUUCUUGCUGGAGGAGGUGCUUUUGCAACAAUUCCAGGCCUCUCUCACUUUGCCCAUUACAGAAGGAAGCAAAUGAGCCUGCCCUAUGUUCAAGCAGCCGAGUGCGUCUCAGAACCGGUGAACAAGGAUCCUCCUUCCCGAGAAGCUCAGAUACUGACUUUGAAAAACACGUCUGAAUUCGAUGUCCUUGUCAUUGGAGGAGGAGCGACAGGGUGUGGCUGUGCACUGGAUGCAGUCACCAGAGGACUGAAAACAGCCCUUGCAGAAAGAGGUGAUUUCUCAUCGGGGACCAGCAGCAGAAGCACUAAAUUGAUCCACGGUGGUGUGCGAUAUCUUCAGAAGGCUAUGAAGUUCGACGUUGAGCGGAAUAGGAUGGUGAAAGAAGCCCUUCACGAGCGCGCCAACCUACUAGAAAUUGCUUCCCAUUUAUCAGCUCCACUGCCUAUAAUGCUUCCAGUUUACAAGUGA